GCGGUCCAGGCGCUCGGUGGGGGCCCGGUCCCGCGGCCCGGUCCCGCGCUCUGCCUCCGUCGGGCCCGCCCCGCCGUGACUCAGUUUCCCGCGGGGUCCACGGAAUCCGGGCCGGUCUCUCCCGAGCCUCAUCUCCAUCUCCGCGCGGCAUCCGGGACACAGGUGUUCCCGGCCGGCCCUGGCAGCCCCCAUGGGGUGGUGACCUGUCUUGUCACCUGGUGUGGCGGUGGCAGCGGCGGCCGGGCUGGAGGCAGCCAUGUGGUCCAACGCCAGUCUGGGCCCGUGUUUCCGCCCCAUCAACUUCAACUUCACGCUGGAGGAGAGGCGUCUGAUCGCCUCCCCCUGGUUCCCGGCAUCCUUCUGCGUGGUGGGGCUGUCCUCGAACCUGGUGGCCCUGAGCGUCCUGGCCAGCUCCCACCAGGGCGGCCUGUGCCCCCGCUCCCCCUUCCUCACCUUCCUGUGCGGCCUGGUGCUCACCGACUUCCUGGGGCUGCUGGUGACGGGCGCCAUCGUGGUGUCUCAGCACGCGGCCCUGCUGGACUGGCGGGCCGGGGACCCCAGCUGCCACCUGUGCCACUUCAUGGGCGUGGCCAUGGUGUUCUUCGGCCUGUGCCCGCUGCUGCUGGGGGCGGCCAUGGCCUCCGAGCGCUUCCUGGGCAUCACGCGGCCUUUCUCCAGGCCGGCGGUGGCCUCGCCGCGCCGGGCCUGGGCCACGGUGGGCCUGGUGUGGGCGCUGGCCCUGGGCCUGGGGCUGCUCCCCUUGCUGGGCCUGGGCCGCUACACCGUGCAGUACCCCGGCUCCUGGUGCUUCCUCACGCUGGCCGCCCGGCCGGGCGACGCCGCCUUCGGCCUGCUCUUCGCCUGCCUCGGGGGCCUCUCGGUGGCCCUGUCCUUCCUGCUCAACACGGUCAGCGUGGCCACCCUGUGUCGCGUCUACCACGGCGGGGAGGCCGCCCAGCAGCGGCCCCGGGACUGCGAGGUGGAGAUGAUGGUCCAGCUCCUGGGUAUCAUGGUGGUGGCCUCCGUGUGCUGGCUGCCCUUGCUGGUCUUCAUCGGACACACGGUGCUGCGGACGCCGCCGGCCAUGAGCCCCGCGGGCCAGCUGUCGCAGGCCACCGAGCGCCAGCUGCUCAUCUACCUGCGCGUGGCCACGUGGAACCAGAUCCUGGACCCCUGGGUGUACAUCCUGUUCCGCCGCGCCGUGCUGCGCCGCCUGCACCCGCGCCUGAGCGCGCGCCCGCGGUCCCUGUCCCUGCGCCCCCGGCGGGCCUCGCGCCCCGCGGCCCUGGGUCCUCUGUGACCCCACCCCCCGCUGGACUCACGGGCUCGGGCCGGUCCCCGGCCGACCCACCCCAUCCCUCUCCGACAUCUCCCCCGCACC
Molecule: messenger RNA, 1381 nt
Organism: Dipodomys spectabilis (banner-tailed kangaroo rat)
Lineage: Eukaryota; Metazoa; Chordata; Mammalia; Rodentia; Heteromyidae
Gene: Tbxa2r
Product: thromboxane A2 receptor
Exons: 3
Coding region: 257-1300 (347 amino acids)
Biological process (GO): positive regulation of vasoconstriction; positive regulation of blood pressure; adenylate cyclase-activating G protein-coupled receptor signaling pathway
Cellular component (GO): plasma membrane
Molecular function (GO): thromboxane A2 receptor activity
Source: RefSeq, a predicted model, not a curated record